Xyrauchen texanus (razorback sucker) is the source of this 2158-nucleotide messenger RNA. RefSeq names its product sphingomyelin synthase 2b (gene sgms2b). Gene Ontology annotation, molecular function: sphingomyelin synthase activity; ceramide cholinephosphotransferase activity. Gene Ontology annotation, cellular component: Golgi membrane; endoplasmic reticulum membrane. The transcript has 5 exons. The record is from RefSeq and is a predicted model, not a curated record. Lineage: Eukaryota; Metazoa; Chordata; Actinopteri; Cypriniformes; Catostomidae. Gene Ontology annotation, biological process: ceramide biosynthetic process; sphingomyelin biosynthetic process. The coding region runs from base 454 to 1680 and encodes 408 amino acids.
ACAGACCUCCAAGUCUCUUUGUAAAAAUAAAAUGAUGACACUGACACCUUUCUAAGGGUGUUUUUGUGACAUGUAGUUGUGCUCCAAUAUCAAACGAAAAUCACCUCUACAAAAAAAUGGAUUACUCUGUAAAUUUCAAUCUUAUUCAUUUUAUAUUAUAUAUUAUCUAUUUUAAUAUUUUGCCUUUCAAUAUAAUUUAUGUUUGUCUUUUACUUUAGAAAAAAAUGUUAAAGGAGCUUUCUGAAAUUUGGUUGAUUUCACAUUGCGUAACCCAUAAAGAAACGUUUCAAUGUUUUCAAUGCUUUAACUGGUCACAUGUUUAUCACCAUUUUUAAUGAGCUUUUAGUUAAUUUUGAUAGCUCUGUGGUGUGGUUUAUAUAUAGUGCAUUACAGUAUGCAUUGUGGAGAAUUUGUGGGUGAAAUGGGCUUAAUUAUUACAAUGUAAACAACGUAAUGGUGAAUAAUAUGGAUGUCCCGAGACCGCAGUGCACAUGUUCCAUUCUGAGCCACUGCUUAAUGGGUGUUUUUGUCUGUUUUAGUGUGUUUGUAAUGGCUGCGUCUCAACUCCUGGAAGAGCAUGAUGAAAGAGAAAAUGAAAGCUACCAUGUGAUGGUGAUGGUGGAGGACAGGACAAACCCCCUGGCCACACCCAAAGGAUGGACAAACCCCUCCGUGAACACGGCCAGAGAUGCUCACAUUGACGACAAGUCGAACGUUAGUAAACCACAGCGGUUUGCGCACGGCUUCCGUAAAGCCUUGCGCAAAAACCAGGACUAUAUCAGCAUCCCUGUCUCAAAGCCCAACGCCCCUCAACUGCCGUCGGAGUGGUGGAAGACGGGAAUUACGUUCAUCUGGGCGGGUUUCAACCUUGUUCUCACGACUGUCAUGAUCACCAUCGUCCACGAGAGGGUUCCAGAUAAAUCCGUCAGCCCGCCGUUACCCGACAAGUUCUUUGAUUAUGUUCCGCAGGUGGAGUGGGUGUUUUCAAUCACAGAGGUGAACGGAAUGAUUCUGGUGGCGCUCUGGUUCAUCCAUUGGCUCUUCCUUAAGCACAGGGCGAUCGUGGGCCGAAGGUUUUUCUUCCUACAGGGAAUGUUGUAUUUAUAUCGUAUGGUGACCAUGUACAUCACAACUCUCCCUGUUCCCAGCAUGCACAUGAACUGCGCCCCGAAGCUGUAUAAUGACUCUCAUGGGAAGAUCAAGCGUAUCUGGCAGCUGGUGUCUGGAGGAGGUUUGUCCAUCACCGGGUCUCAUAUGAUGUGUGGAGACUUCCUGUACAGCGGCCACACGGUCAUGCUCACCCUCACCUUCCUGUUCAUCCAAGAGUAUUCCCCCUCCACUCUGCUGUGGCGUUGCUAUCAUGUGAUCUGCUGGUUGCUAAGCGCCGUGUCCGUGGUCUGUAUCCUCAUUGCACAUCAGCACUACAGCUUGGACGUGGUGGUGGCGUAUUUCAUCACGUCACGCCUCUUCUACUGGUACCACACCAUGACCAACAACCAGGCUCUGGGAUCUUCUAACAACUACCUGAACAGGACGUGGUGGAUCCCUGCAUUUAACUUCCUGGAGAAGAACGUUAAGACGACGGUUCCCUGCUCGUUCUCCUGUCCCGUGUCACUUCCUGCCGCCUUCAUGAACACGUGCAAGAGCUACUCGAAAGUGCAGAGCACACGCGACGCAUGACACGCUACACGCAUGUGGUGGUGUGUUGGGUAACAUAUCACCGUGCUGCUGUACAUCUGAGGGAAUGUUUGAAUGAAGAUCCUGUUUACUUGAAACACAUCUGCACGCCUCCGAUGGCUCGGCGUAGUGUGUGCCGUUCUGAAUGAAGGAUUGAAACACUCGUGUUUGCUUUUAUAGUUUUCUAUUUAUUUGUUCAGUGUCUUGUGCAAGUACAGCCUUUAUCUCAAUUUAAAUGUUAUAUAAAUAAAUGUGUGUAUUAAGACCAAAGAGUCUCAUUUUACAUCUUUUCAUCCGCUUCAAUUUCACAGUGUUCAGAAGAAACUGGUCAGAAAAAUAGUUUAAUCAGCUAAACUGAGUGAGUGAGUGUGUGUGUGUGUGUGAGUGUGUGUGUGUGUGUGAGUGUGUGUGUGUGUGUGUGUGUGUGUGUGUGUGUGUGUGUGUGUGAGUGUGUGUGUGUGUGUGUGUGUGUGUGUGGUUA